Stegastes partitus (bicolor damselfish) is the source of this 2711-nucleotide messenger RNA. RefSeq names its product alkB homolog 8, tRNA methyltransferase (gene alkbh8). The transcript has 12 exons. Gene Ontology annotation, molecular function: tRNA (5-carboxymethyluridine(34)-5-O)-methyltransferase activity; tRNA binding; S-adenosylmethionine-dependent methyltransferase activity. The record is from RefSeq and is a predicted model, not a curated record. Lineage: Eukaryota; Metazoa; Chordata; Actinopteri; Pomacentridae. Gene Ontology annotation, cellular component: cytoplasm; nucleus. The coding region runs from base 1 to 2226 and encodes 741 amino acids. Gene Ontology annotation, biological process: tRNA wobble uridine modification; tRNA methylation.
AUGGACUCUUAUGUGGAAAACAACGUGAAUGCCGUCAGAAGGAGCAAAGAGGAGAAGAAAGUUCUUAAAAAACAGAUAAAAGCCAGUCACACUUUGCUGAAACAUGAAGGCAUCAGUACAGCAGCGCAGCCCACCAAGAGUUUGGUGGUGGCUAACGGUGGCCUGGGAAACGGCAUUAGUCGAGAGGAGCUUUCUGCAGCGCUGAAGGACAUGGGAGAGGUGGAGAGUCUGGUCAUGCCUCCUCACAAGCCCUAUGCUUUCGUCACGUACAGAUCUGAAGAGAGUGCUCGAACCGCUCAGGUCAAACUUAACGGACAAACGCUGCAGUGUGGGGAGAAUAGUGUCACGCUCUACCUCAGUUACGUGGAAUCAGUAACCUACGAAGAGGAGGCGUCUGUCCCUUUACCCGAAGGAUUAAUCUUGGUGGAGGAUUUUGUGUCUCCAGAAGAGGAAGCUGCGCUGCUCACUGCUAUAGACUGGUCGUCCACUAAUGAUGAUAUCACCGCUCAAAAAGCUCUGAAGCACAGAAGAGUCAAACAUUAUGGUUUUGAAUUUCGCUAUGAUAACAACAACGUGGAUAAGGACAAGCCGUUACCAGCAGGUCUCCCUGAGCAGUGUUUACCGUUAUUGGAUCGGUGUAUAAGGAACGGACACAUCAGCAUCAUGCCGGACCAGCUGACUGUAAACCAGUAUGAGUCUGGACAGGGCAUUCCCCCUCAUGUGGACACUCACUCUGCCUUUGAGGACACCAUCCUAUCUCUGAGUCUGGGGGCAAAGAUCGUGAUGGAGUUCCGUCAUCCUGAUGGUGGUGUUGUUGCCGUGGUGCUGCCGGGACGGAGCCUCCUGGUGAUGAAGGGAGAGAGCAGAUACCUGUGGACCCAUGGAAUUACUCCUAGAAAGUUUGACAUGGUGCCGGCCUGCGACCCACAAUCCCCUGCUCAUGCGAGGCCUGACCUCGGGACUCACAGCAAUCUCACCCUGAGCAAGAGGGGCACCCGCACUUCGUUCACUUUCCGCAAGAUCAGACACGAUCCCUGCCGCUGCGCCUUCCCCUCCGCCUGUGACAGUCAGGGAGCUCCAUCAGCGCCCUCUCUGCCACCGUCUCCCCCGACGCUUCCCUGUUGCCGUGCCGACGCAGCCCGCCUGGAGGAGGAGUACGUGCACCGGGUGUACGACGCCAUCGCCCCCCACUUCAGCAGCACUCGCCACUCCCCCUGGCCUCGCGUCUGCCACUUCCUCACCUUGCUCCCGCCCGGCAGCGCACUGGCUGAUGUGGGCUGCGGGAACGGAAAAUACCUCGGAGUGAACCCAGACGUGAUUGCAGUGGGAUGUGAUCGUAGCAGUGCUCUUGUCCAAAUCUGUGCAGAGAGGGGUUUCCACGCAUUUGUGUCCGAUGCUCUUAGUGUCCCUUUGCGAACAGAGUCCUGUGACGCCUGCAUCUCUAUAGCUGUCAUACACCACUUUUCCACACAGGAGCGUCGACUGGCAGCAGUGAGGGAGCUGGUGAGGCUUCUGAAGCCUGGAGGUCGGGCGCUCAUCUACGUUUGGGCUUUUGAACAAGAAUACAACAAGCAGAAGUCCAAAUACCUCAAAGAUACCAACAAAGAGAAUCAUAACAAUCACAGCCCCACUAAAAACACUUCAGAGGACAGUCAGGAACCUCGUGGGAAAUCAAGUAUCCAUGUCAGUAGCCAUUUAGAAGAUAGCUGCAGGCCAGAUGGCAGCAUGUCAGAUGUUAGCAAAGUGUCUGAUGGCAAGCUUAGUGUGCACACCAACCGCACAGCCUUUAACACCCAGGACCUGUUGGUUCCCUGGCAUCUAAAGGAGGGGAAGAAACGAGAGGACGAGGAAUCAGGAGACAGUGGCAAGAAGGAUAAAAGAAAGGACAAGUCUAAGAAGGUUUCAAGUAGCUCUUGUUCAGCCUCUAGUUUGAGUCCCAAAUCUGACCCUGGUCCAGGUUUUGACUCCAACAUUUCUUCUGAAUCAAGACUCGACACCAGCGAUGCCACUCACAUCUCAGACUCGAAACCCAGUCCGAACAGCGACACCACUCAGACCUCCAGUUCUACCGUAAAGUCAGCACCCGUCUUUCACCGCUAUUACCACGUGUUCCAGCAGGGGGAGCUGGAGCAGCUGUGUGGUCAGGUAGCUGGAGUCACAGUGCAGAGCAGCUACCACGACCAGGGGAACUGGUGCAUUAUAUUAGAGAAGGAUCGUUUGGAGUAAUUUUGCUACUGUUGAAUGUUUGGAGAGUUCUGUUAUGAACAAUGACAGUUUAAUUUUUUUUUUUAAAUGUAAAGGAUCCUGUACUGGUUUACAUGUUUUUAAAUGUACAUCAGGAAAAUUAGUUAAAAGGUUAAAGUUAGAAAUUGGGAUAAUGCAUCAAAAUCAAAUAUUUCGACAUGCCUCAUUCAAAAAUCUGCCUAAAAUAAAUCAGAAUCUGUAAAAACUUGAAAACUGUGCUAUGACCAACAAUCACCUGGCAAAACUUCUGGGACUUUUCAGCUGAGCUAGGCUGAACUACAGGCCGUGUUUGCACAGAGGAGAUCAGAUGCAGGAAUGGAAUUAAAUUACAAAUGUAAAAAGUAAAAAAUCUAAUGAGUCACCUUCUUUUUGUAAUGAUAACACCUGAGCAAAUAAUUUGUACAUGUUGAUUUCAAGGGAUUUUUUGUUUGUUUCCCAAAUUUAAAAAAAUACGUUUUACUUCUUUU